Molecule: messenger RNA, 3984 nt
Organism: Pezoporus occidentalis (night parrot)
Lineage: Eukaryota; Metazoa; Chordata; Aves; Psittaciformes; Psittacidae
Product: spectrin beta chain, non-erythrocytic 4-like
Exons: 18
Biological process (GO): central nervous system projection neuron axonogenesis; actin cytoskeleton organization
Cellular component (GO): plasma membrane; cortical actin cytoskeleton; cell projection
Molecular function (GO): actin filament binding
Source: RefSeq, a predicted model, not a curated record
CCCCGCGUGCCCCCCAGCCCCAUGGCGGCCGAGGUGGAGCUCAUGGAGCAGCACAACAACAACCCCAGCCCCUGGGAGGACCCCGCGGGCCCGGCCAAGCUCUUCGAGUGCUCCCGCAUCAAGGCCUUGGCAGACGAGCGCGACGCGGUGCAGAAGAAGACCUUCACCAAGUGGGUGAACGCGCACCUGGCGCGCGCCUCCUGCCGCGUCGGGGACCUCUACUGCGACCUCCGCGACGGCUUCGUCCUCACGCGCCUGCUCGAGGUGCUCUCCGGGGAGCAGCUGCCCAAGCCGACGCGGGGCCGGAUGCGCAUCCACUCCCUGGAGAACGUGGACAAGGCGCUGCAGUUCCUCAAGGAGCAGCGCGUGCACCUGGAGAACGUGGGCUCCCACGACAUCGUGGACGGCAACCACCGCCUGACGCUGGGCCUCAUCUGGACCAUCAUCCUCCGCUUCCAGAUCCAGGUCAUCAAGAUCAAGACCGAGGACAACCGGGAGACGCGCUCGGCCAAGGACGCGCUGCUGCUCUGGUGCCAGAUGAAGACGGCGGGCUACCCCGAGGUGAACAUCCAGAACUUCACCACAAGCUGGAGGGAUGGGUUGGCCUUCAACGCCCUCAUCCACAAGCACAGGCCGGAUCUCGUUGACUUCCACAAGCUCACCAAGUCCAACGCCACCUUCAACCUGCAGCAGGCCUUCAACACGGCCGAGCAGCACCUGGGGCUCAGCAAGCUCCUGGACCCCGAGGAUGUGAACAUGGAGGACCCCGAUGAGAAGUCCAUCAUCACCUACGUGGUGUCCUUCUACCACUACUUCUCCAAGAUGAAGGCGCUGGCGGUGGAGGGGAAGCGCAUCGGGAAGGUGCUGGACCAGGCCAUGGAGAUCGAGGCCAUCGUGGAGCGCUACGAGGCGCUGGCGGCCGCGCUGCUGGCCUGGAUCCACCAAACCAUCGCCGUCAUCGGCACCCAGAAGUUCGCCAACUCCCUGCUGGGGGUGCAGCAGCAGCUCCAGGCCUUCACCGCCUUCUGCACCCUGGAGAAGCCGGUCAAGUUCCAAGAGAAGGGCAACCUGGAGGUGCUGCUCUUCAGCAUCCAGAGCAAGCUCCGCGCCACCGACCGCAGGCUCUACGUGCCCAGCGAGGGCAAGAGCAUCGCGGACAUCAACAAGGCCUGGAGCUGCCUGGAGAAGGCGGAGCACGAGCGGGAGGUGGCGCUGCGCCGGGAGCUCAUCCGCCAGGAGAAGCUGGAGCUGCUGGCCCAGCGCUUCGACCAUAAGGUGGCCAUGAGGGAGACGUGGCUGCAGGAGAACCAGCGCCUCGUCUCGCAGGACAACUUCGGCUACGACCUGCCGGCGGUGGAGGCGGCCAUGAAGAAGCACGAGGCCAUCGAGGCCGACAUCUCCUCCUACCACGAGCGCAUCCAGGCCGUGGUGGAGCUGGCGCUGGAGGUGGCCGCCGGCGGCUACUACGACACGCGGCGCAUCGGCGCCCAGAAGGACAACGUCCUGCGGCAAUGGGCGCUGCUGGGGGAGCUCCUGCGCGCCCGCCGCGCCCGCCUCGAGCAGAACCUGGCCCUGCAGAGGAUCUUCCAGGAGAUGGUGCACAUGAUCGACUGGAUGGAGGACAUGCAGGGGCUGCUGCUGUCCAAGGAGCUGGGGAAGCACCUGCUGGAGGUGGAGGACCUGCUGCAGAAGCAGGGGCUGCUGGAGGCCGACAUCAGCGCCCAGAGCGAGCGCGUGCAGGCGCUCAACGCGGCCGCGCUCAAGUUCUCCGAGCUGGAGGGGUACCAGCCCUGCGACCCUCAGAUCAUCUGCAACCGCGUGCACCACGUGCGGACGUGCCUGGAGGAGCUGCGGGAGCUGGCGGCGCGGCGGCGCCGGGACCUGGAGGACUCGCGCCAGCUCUGGGCCUUCUACCAGGAGAUGGAGGAAGCCGAGGCCUGGAUCCGGGAGAAGGAGCGCAUCUUGGGCACCAAACGGUGCGGCCGGGACCUGAGCAGCGUCUUGGCGCUCACCAAGAAGCACCAGAGCAUGCUGGGCGAGCUGGGCGGGCGCCGCGCGCUGCUGCACCAGAGCAUGAAGAAAGGCGAGCAGCUCCUGGCCAAGGCGAGCGCCGGCACCGGCGGCAUCCAGGAGAAGACGCGGGCGGUUUGGUUGCGUUGGAAGAAGCUGGAGGAGGCCACGGGGCUGCACCAGCAGCGCCUGCAGGAGGCGUUGGGCUUCUUCCAGUUCAGCGCCGAGACGGACGACCUGGUGGCGUGGCUGCAGGACACGUACCGCGUGGUGUCCAGCGACGACUUCGGCCACGACGAGCACUCGAGCCGAGCGCUGCUGCGCCAGCACCGCGCCGUCCUGGCCCAGGUGGAGAAGCACCGCGUGGCCGUGGCCGCCCUGCGCCAGCAGCUGGGGCUCCUGGCCCCCGAGCAUCGCCAAGGCGUGGACGUGCAGAUCCGGGUGGUGGAGGUGGAGCAGCUCUACGGCGAGGUGGCCGAGGUGGCCGUGCUGCGGCAGCAGUGGCUGCAGGACGCCUUGGCCGUCUACCGCAUGUUCAGCGAGGUGCACGCCUGCGAGGUGUGGGUGGACGAGAAGGAGCAGUGGUUGGAGAGGAUGGUGGUGCCGGAGGAGCUGGAUGAGGUCGAGGUGGUCCAGCACAGGUUCGAGAGCCUGGACCAGGAGAUGAACAGCGUCAUGGGCCGCAUCCUGGACGUCAACCAAGUGGUGCAGCAGUUGGUGGAUGGAGGACACCCCAGCUCCGAGGAGGUCCGAGCGUGCCAGGACCACCUCAACAGCAGGUGGAACCGGGUGGUGGAGCUGGUGGAGACCAAGAAGACCCAACUGAGCUCGGUGCUGCAGAUCCAGAACCACCUCCUGGAGUGUGCCGAGGUGAAGGCCCAGGUGCGGGACAAGCGCAAGGCCAUCGAGGCCACGCGCUCCGGCACCGGCGACGGCCUCGGCGGCAUCUUGGCCUUGCAACGGCGCCUUUCCACCAUGGAGGCGGCGCUGGUGGUGCUGGAGCCGCGCUUGGUGGAGCUGCAACGGGAAGGGGAAGCUUUGGCCGCUUCCCACCCGGGCCGGGCGCUGGAGAUCCUGGUGCCCUUCGAGGAGAUCCACGAGGAAUGGGACGGGCUCCAACGGGCGCUGCAGGGCUGCGAGGAUUCCUUGAGCGUGGCCGGGCGCCUCCAGGCCUUCAUCCACGACCUGGACACGUUCCUGGCUUGGUUGGUGAAGACCCAAGCGGCGGCGGCCGACGAGGAGGUGCCGGCGAGCUUGGCGGCGGCAGAGGCGAUGCUGAACCGGCACGGGGCCCUCAAGGAGGAGAUCGACGGGCACGAGGAGGACUACGUGCGCAUCCGCGCCGCCAGCGACCUGCUGGCCAUGGAGGGCACCGAGGUGCCCAACCUGUCCCUGCAGCAGUGGGUGCAGAAGCUGGAUGCGGGCUGGGCAGAGCUGCUGCGGAGCUGGGAGGCGCGCCGGGAAGCAUUGGCCCAGGCCCACGUCUUCCACCUCUUCCUCCGGGACGUGCGCCAGUGCGAGAGCAUCCUCAGCAACCAGGAGGCGGCGCUGGUGGGCGCGGAGCUGCCUCGCUCCGUGGAAGGGGUCGCCAGCGCCAUGAAGGCGCACAAGGACUUCGGCACCACCAUGGAGCUGCACAACCAAAGGGUCCAAGGGGUUCUGGAGGCCGGCGAGAGCCUCCAGCGCCAGGGCAACCUCUACGGCGAGCGCGUGGCCGAGGCCGUGGAGCGGCUCCGGGCCAAGAGCCACCGGAACCAGGAGCUGGCGCAGGAGCGGGCGCGGAGGCUCCAGGAGCACCUCGAGCUGCAGAGGUUCCUCCAGGAGUGCCAGCAGCUGGAUGAGUGGCUCCAGGAGAAGGCGCUGAUGGCCGGGGACCCCCCCCGGGACCCCCCCAAACCCUGGAUGAGGCAUCAGAGCCUCCUGGCCGAGCUGGCGCAGAGCAAAGAGUGGCUGGAGAAGAUCGAGAAGGUGGGG